This is a messenger RNA of Scatophagus argus, 2658 nucleotides long. RefSeq names its product STAM binding protein-like 1 (gene stambpl1). Gene Ontology annotation, biological process: protein K63-linked deubiquitination. The transcript has 12 exons. NCBI's taxonomy places the organism in Eukaryota, Metazoa, Chordata, Actinopteri, Scatophagidae. The coding region runs from base 249 to 1667 and encodes 472 amino acids. Gene Ontology annotation, cellular component: membrane; endosome. The record is from RefSeq and is a predicted model, not a curated record. Gene Ontology annotation, molecular function: K63-linked deubiquitinase activity; protein binding; metal-dependent deubiquitinase activity.
CAUCUGUGUCAUCAGUCGGUGUUUGAAGCACCAGCAGCCGGAGCUUUCAGCCAUUUUAUCAGCUGCUUCAUCACAUCUGUGUCCGCCACCUUCUUCCGGCCGCAGUCCCGGGUCGAAGUCCUGGCUGAGUGUGAAGAGACGGACUGUGAUCCGGGUCACCGGCUCGCUGCUGCACGUGAGCCGCUGAUGACGAUACGUAGCGGACAUCACAGCUACAACAAACCGUGAAGCAUCAUGGGAGGUGGCAGAUGGAUGAGCUGGCCGUUGGCCAGCCGGAGCCUGUGACACAGACACACACACACACACACACACACACACACACACACACACACACACACACACACACGAUGGAACAAGGCUUCAGCAUAAAUACGCUGAAGAAGCUGGCAGCAGAACCAGACUACACCGACGUGUCGCUGACGGCGGCCGAGCGGGUGCGGGCACUGGGGAAGAUGGGAUGCAGCGUAGAAAUUAACGAGGACAUCGCACCAAGACGCUACUUCCGUUCUGGAGUGGAGAUGGAGCGCAUGGCGGCGGUUUACCUGGAGGAGGGCAGCUUGGAGAAUGCCUACGUUCUCUACACCAAGUUUAUAACGCUGUUUGUAGAGAAGCUCCCGGGUCACAGAGACUACCAGCAGUGCAGCGUUCCAGAAAAACAGCUCAUCAUGAAGAAACUUCAGGAAGUAGCGUUUCCUCGUAAAGACGAGUUGAAGAAACGUCUUCAGGAGAAAUACAGCAGGGAACACACCGAGUACCUCAGAGCCCAGAGCCAGGCAGUGGUGGUUGAUGGGUGUGGCCAGCAGCUGCAGCGACUCUCCGUAUUGGACGAGGACAGGAGGCGGCUGCUGCUAUUGGAGGAGGAGAGGCAGCGUGUUGCCGCCCUGCGACGCAUGCAGAUCGAAUCGGAACAGUUUCGUUACUUUGAGGACCAGCUGAGGCGUCAGGAACUGGCCAGUAGGAGAGGAGAGGAGGCGGAGCAGAAGGUGGGGACCAAAGUGCCUGAGGCACCAGAUGGCUCCUGUCUGUCUCAGCAGCCGAUCAGAGAUGCCGUUCGAUCUCAGGGGGCGGAUUCCAACAGGAACAGACCACCAGCCCCUGUCAGCCAACCAGCUGCCACACUGGCUGGAGUACACACUCAGAAGGUGGAGGGUCUGAGGCGGGUGGUGAUUCCCAGAGAUCUGACAUAUCGUUUCCUGCUGCUGGCUGACUCCAACACAACCAGAGGAAUAGAAACUUGUGGAGUCCUCUGUGGACGACUGACGCACGACGAGUUCAUGCUGACUCAUGUUGUGAUCCCAAAACAGUCAGCAGGUCCAGAUUUCUGCGACAUGGAGAACGUGGAGGAGCUCUUCAGCUUCCAGGACCAACAGAACCUGCUGACUCUUGGCUGGAUCCAUACUCAUCCCACUCAGACAGCCUUCCUUUCCAGUGUCGACCUCCACACUCACUGUUCUUAUCAGCUAAUGCUGCCAGAGGCCAUUGCCAUCGUGUGCGCUCCCAGACACAAUGAUACUGGUGUGUUCAGGUUGACCAGUCCAGGGAUGUUGGAGGUCUCUGGCUGCAGACUGAAAGGUUUCCAUCCUCAUUCCAAGGAGCCUCCUCUGUUCAGUGUGUGUAAACACGUGGUUGUGAGGGACUCAAAGAUCAGCCUGCUGGACCUCAGGUGACAGACAGGCGGCGCUGUCCAGCUGUUUGUCUUUUAUUUCACAAGAGGAAACUGUGAACUGUGUGUGUGAAUCAUCUUGAAGUUUUUCAGUGUAUGAAGGGAUUUGAAAUUUUUGAAAGAAACUUUCAGUGUUCACUUUGAAGUUUUUUGUGAAAUUUGUUGUGACCUGCUUUGCUUUUGAAACCAGCUGCUGGCUGCACAGAGACACAAAUCUCUCUUUCUGCCUUCUGUUUGCGGAUCAGAGCUCCUCCUGCAGUGUAAGAUGUGGUGCGUUUUAUAGAAGACAGUUGAAGUGACAGAGUGCCUUCUUGAGAAACUGAAAACGCAUGAAUGUUUAUCUGCUGAAGCAAACAUGGCUACUCCGUAAAUCCAGUGUUCAGUUUCGUGAUGGCGCCCCCUAGUUUUACAUGCCUUCAUUACAUUACGAUCCGGUGUUGGUCUGUGCAGAUGGAGACCUUCCUUCCAUACAGCUAGUCAGAUCUUGUGACAUCAGUGCUGUAUCAUAGCGGGGUGCACCUGAGUCUGCUGACUCAAGUGCACAAGAGCAACAGACUCUGAAGCUACACUGGCUUCAUGCUAGCAUCUCUAAUGUCUCCUAACCUCAUUCAUUCACUGGGAAAAAGUUUGCUUUCAACAGUUUACAGGCUACAGAGCUAAUUAGCUGCUAAGCAGCAUAUGAACAGUUUUAAUGACAUGAACUCCAUCUCUCUUUCUGUCUCCUUCAGUGUGCAGGCCUGAAUUUACCCUUCAAAUGUCAAACCUUUUUGUCUCAUAUUGAACCCCACUUCAUAAGCCCCUGUUGUUUGUCCCUGCAGCUGGAUGGGGGUUCAGGUUGUGCACCAGCAGAUGUUUUACUGUUCAGUGUGUGUGUGUGUGUGCGUGUGUGUUUCUGAAGCUGAAGCAGUGUUUUCUGGUCAAUACACGGCGACUGAACUGCUGUUUUUAAAACCGAUGGCCAUUUUUUUGGUAAUAAAACCCAACUGCUAUUCUGA